This is a messenger RNA of Ochotona princeps (American pika), 4350 nucleotides long. RefSeq lists its product as uncharacterized. The record is from RefSeq and is a predicted model, not a curated record. NCBI's taxonomy places the organism in Eukaryota, Metazoa, Chordata, Mammalia, Lagomorpha, Ochotonidae. Gene Ontology annotation, molecular function: RNA-DNA hybrid ribonuclease activity; nucleic acid binding; zinc ion binding. Gene Ontology annotation, biological process: DNA integration; virion assembly; proteolysis.
AUGUCUGCUAUCAAAGCUGUGAAGGAAAUCACCAUGCACCCCAAGACGGGGCAUCCGGAUCAGACACCAUACAUAGUUGUCUGGGAAGACCUAGUUAAUAAUCCCCCUCCUUGGGUAAAGCGCUUUCUACCCCUACAGGAACCUCAGGAGGCAGUGUUGACUGUUCGAGAACACCCAGAGAAACGACCAAAUGAAAACAGACCUUCAGCGCCGCUGUACCCCGUCUUACAGGGGGGUAUGGAGGAGGAUUUAAUUUUCCCUCCGCCGUAUUACUCUCCUGUCCGACAGGGCUCGCCCCGCGUCGCCCCCUCAACCAGAGCAGACGGAGUGAACGGGGGGCCAAUGAUGGGGCCAGCAGCAGGCACCCGACACAGGGCACAACGCAUGGUACCUCCAGGGCCAGCUGAUUCCACGGUGCUGCCACUAAGGGCCAUAGGCCCUCCAGAUGGGGAAGGAAACCAGCCCCAUCACUAUUGGCCCUUUGCCACAAGUGAUCUGUAUAACUGGAAGAUGCAGAGUGCUAAAUUUUCUGAUAACCCCAGGGAAUUAAUUGAUCUUUUAGACUCUGUUCUUGUUACCCACAUGCCAACCUGGGAUGAUUGUCAGCAGCUCCUGCAAAUUCUCUUCACUACCGAGGAACGCGAGAGAAUCCAGACAGAGGCUCGCAAAUUGGUACCAGGAGCCAAUGGAGAGCCUACCACCAAUAUAGAUGUGAUAAAUGAAUGUUUUCCUCUCUCCCGCCCUAGAUGGGAUUUUAACACGGCUGAAGGUAAGGAGAGACUCCGGGUCUAUCGCCAGACUCUGUUGGGAGGCCUCAAAGCAGCCGCCCGCAAGCCCACUAACCUAGCCAAGGUGGGGAGCAUACAACAGGGUAGGGAGGAAAGUCCAGCUGCAUUUCUAGAGAGAAUCAUGGAGGCUUUUAGACAAUAUACACCCAUGGAUCCGGAAGCACCAGAAACGAAGGCAGCUGUGGUAAUGGCUUUCAUCAACCAGUCUGCCCCAGACAUUAAGCGGAAGUUGCAACGCAUAGAAAGACUGGGAGAAAAAAGCAUCCAAGAUUUGAUAGUAGUGGCAGAAAGGGUGUACAACAACCGAGAGAGUCCGGAAGAAAGAGAAGAGAGGCGACAUAGAGCCAGUGAGCAACGAGAUCACAAGUUUACUAAGAUACUACUGGCAGCCACAGCCAGAGACUCGAGAGAGAGAGAGGAAAGGUUGAAAGAUAUAAACAGAGAACUAAAUGAGAAAUUUAAAGGUAGACAAAGCGAAAGGCCUAAGGACAAUAGAAACCAAGAGUUCACAGGAAGGCCUAAGCGUAACAGGAGCCAGGCCUGUUUCUAUUGUGGAAAAGAAGGACAUUGGAAAAGUACAUGCCCCGAGAAAAGGCGACGCCGUCACGAAACACCAGUAUUAAUAGCGGGAGAACUAGAUGAUUAGGGACGUCAGGGUUCGGACCCCCUCCCCGAGCCCAGGGUAACUCUUAAAGUAGAGGGGACCCCAAUUAAUUUCCUGGUAGAUACAGGAGCGCAACAUUCAGUGCUGACAAAACCCCAAGGGAAGCUGUCAAACAAAACUUCCUGGGUACAGGGAGCCACAGGAAUGAACCGUUACUCUUGGACUACCCGAAGAACGGUGGACUUGGGAAUGGGCCGGGUAUCCCACUCGUUCAUGGUCAUUCCUGAAUGUCCCUACCCACUGUUAGGAAGAGACUUGCUCACUAAGAUUGGUGCGCAGAUUUGUUUUCAACCCGAAGGACCUCAAGUCCUCGACCACAAGGGACAACCCAUUCAUGUCCUCACUUUGCGGCUAGAAGAUGAAUACCGUUUACACCAGCAACCUACUCCCCCAGCCUCAGAUAUGGAUGACUGGCUACAAAAGUUCCCCAGUGCUUGGGCAGAAACAGGAGGAGUUGGAUUGGCUAAACACAGGCCACCUAUCCUCGUGGAGCUAAAACCUGGAGCCGAUCCAGUAAGAGUUCGUCAGUACCCUAUGUCAGCAGAGGCACGGGCUGGAAUAAUCCCACACAUUAGACGGUUGCUGGAUUUAGGCAUAUUGAGACCAUGCCAGUCGGCAUGGAACACGCCUUUACUGCCAGUCCGCAAGCCUAACUCCAGCGAUUACCGGCCAGUCCAGGAUCUCCGGGAGGUGAACAAACGGGUAAUGGACAUACACCCUACCGUCCCUAACCCUUACACUCUACUCAGCUCCCUGCCCCCGGACCAUUGUUGGUAUACUGUUUUGGACCUAAAGGAUGCCUUCUUUAGUUUGCCUUUAGCCCCCAGAAGCCAGGAAAUGUUCGCUUUUGAAUGGACAGACCACGAGAAGGGUAUUAGUGGGCAACUGACCUGGACCAGAUUGCCCCAAGGGUUCAAAAAUUCGCCCACCAUUUUUGAUGAUGCCUUACAUGAAGAUCUAGGUGAGUUCCGUGUAACCCACCAACAGGUCACUCUUCUACAAUAUGUUGAUGAUCUCCUGAUAGCCGCCCGUGACUAUGGGACCUGCCUAAAAGGGACAGAGGACCUUCUCCGGACACUGGGUGAACUGGGGUAUCGGGCCUCUGCAAAGAAGGCACAACUCUGCAAGCCCAAGGUAAACUAUCUUGGCUAUGUAUUAGAGGGUGGUCAGAGAUGGCUAUCAGAUGCCAGAAAAGAAGCAGUCUUGAAAAUUCCAAGGCCCACCACCCCACGAAAAGUACGAGAGUUCUUGGGGUCCGCUGGCUUCUGUAGACUAUGGAUACCAGGGUUUGCAGAACUGGCAAAGCCCUUAUAUGGAGCUACUAAAAACCAGUCAGAGUUUCAGUGGACAGAGGAGAUGGAAGCCUCCUUCCAAAAGAUUAAAAAGGCCUUGUUAUCGGCACCUGCAUUGGGGUUGCCCGACAUAACUAAACCUUUUCAUUUGUAUAUUGAUGAAAAACAGGGAGUGGCAAAAGGAGUUUUGACCCAGUAUUUGGGGCCAUGGAGGAGGCCAGUGGCUUACCUCUCAAAGAGACUAGACUCAGUGGCAGCGGGAUGGCCUCCGUGCUUGCGCAUCAUAGCAGCCACUGCGCUAUUGGUAAAAGAUGCACAUAAACUAACUUUGGGUCAAGAAUUAAGUGUUACCACACCCCAUGCCAUAGAAAGUAUCCUCAAACAACCACCUGACCGGUGGAUCAGCAAUGCAAGACUCACUCAUUACCAGAGUCUUUUAUUAAACCCUGCCGUCAUCAUCUUUAGAGUGCCCACAGCUCUCAAUCCAGCUACUCUAUUGCCAGACCCAGACUUGGAUGCCCCCCUACAUGAUUGUUCUGGAAUUUUGGCACAAGUUCACGGAAUUCGAGCAGACCUACGAGAUCAGCCAUUGCAGGAUGCUGAGGUGACCUGGUACACUGAUGGUAGUAGCUUCGUGCGUGAUGGACUCCACCGAGCGGGGGCUGCGGUAACCACUGAGACUGAGGUAGUGUGGGCUGAGUCCCUACCCCCUGGGACUUCAGCCCAGCGAGCCGAACUUAUUGCUCUAACCAAAGCCCUAGAGUUGGGCAGAGAUAAAAGGAUAAAUAUAUAUACAGACAGCCGGUAUGCCUUCGCCACGGCCCACAUACAUGGGGCAAUCUACAGAGAGCGCGGGCUGCUCACUGCAGAAGGCAAAACUGUGAAAAAUAAAGAAGAAAUUCUAGCCUUAUUGACUGCUUUGUGGCUGCCAGAAAAACUGGCCAUAAUCCACUGCCCAGGGCACCAAAAAGCCAAUACCCAUGCUGCAAAAGGAAAUGCCAUGGCAGAUAAGACAGCCAGAGAGGUGGCAGCCUCAACUCCUGUGCUAAUUACAAAGCUACCAAAACUAGGUAGUGCCUGCCUGCCUGACCAACCCUCAUACACUCCAGAGGACCUGAAAUGGAUGGAGACACUGCCCAUGGUCCUAGAAAAGGACGGUUGGAACUAUUCUGCCAAAGGCAAAGUCAUACUCCCAGAAAAACUAGGAGAUGAACUCCUACACAGCAUACAUAGUACCACCCACAUGGGUGCUAGGAAGAUGCAAGACUUAAUUAAAAGGGCUGGGGUAAAAAUUAAAGAGGCUUACUCCAAGGUUGAACAAAUUGUGAAAAACUGUAAAACUUGUCAGUACGCUAAUAUGACCAGAAACCCAGCCAAUCCUGGGUUUAGACAGAGGGGGAACCGUCCGGGGGCCUAUUGGGAGGUAGACUUUACUGAGGUGAAACCAGGAAAAUAUGGCUACAAAUAUCUGCUAGUUUUUAUAGACACUUUCUCAGGAUGGGUAGAGGCCUACCCCACCAAGCACGAGACAGCCAAUGUGGUGGCUAAAAAUACUAGAAGACAUCCUACCAAGGUAUGGCUUUCCUACUAUGAUAGGAUCAGAUAA